AUGGCUAGCGGGCGGGCCAGAUUGCCCCCAACGCCCGGGUCGGUUGCUUCUUCCGUGUCGACGGCUUCCUGUGCACGUCCCACACUAACCGAGCUGCACACCAACAACAACCUGUAUCACGCCACCGCCGUCGCGCAGGUGGAUGGAGCCGCACCGGCCGUCGAGUACCAGCAGCAGCAUCCGAUGCAUCACCCCUCCCACCCAUCCCAGCAGCCGCAUCUGGGCGGGGGGCCCGGUGGUGCGUCCCACCAUCACCACCCGCUACACCACCAGGAAGGUGGGAUGGCGGCGACGGGCGCCACUACCUCACAAAUGCACCCGGACGGUGCGCUGCUAGGACAUGGCGUGACGCAAUCACUGCGCAAACCGUUCGAUGCCCCCCGGCACAUACCCGAACGACCGAGCCAGCUGGCCGACGAAAGCGAUUGGAUGAGCGAUUAUGCGGAUAGCAAUCUGAAGCGUCGUAGCUCGAUCUCGAAAGACUACCUACCGGCCGGAGCCGCGACGACGACGACGGACUGGCUGAAGAAGAGCAUUCGUCGCUCGUGGACAAUAUCCAAUGCAGAAGAUGAUAACGGCUCCACGCGGGACCCAGACGUACAACCAUACCCCAAUCCGCACCUUCCCCGCAAGCAGUCGCAAAGCAGUUACCCGUCGCUGGUGAAACAUCCCUACUUUAAUCCGCUCUCGAUGGCGGACGAAGACGAGUACGGGGAGGAGGAGGAGGAGCGACAUGGGAGUCUGGAGGUGGCCGGCGGUAAUCACCGACCGUCGGCUUUGCGGCGUGCCAUGCCACCGAGACAAUCGACCCUGCCGAACCCGGAGGGUAUUUACUAUGGCAGCAAUAACAACCUGAUGCCGCCGGUAUCGGUAUCGCCUAAGCAGCAGCUUAGUCCAAGCCCGCAGUACAACACCAGCCCGUAUCACACCGACAAUGAAGCGGACAAUGAGACCGGUUCAGAUCACCGUUCACCCUUGGCGGCACGGUACAAAAUACGCAGACAAUCAACGCUACCCUGCAAACCGAACGAGAUGCUAAUUGACGGUGGUACGGGUGCUGGACCGGCGCACGGAAGCGGUCCAAAAAUUAUGAUGUCCUCAUCGCCGAACAGCAGGACGAACCUGUAUUCCAAAUCGCCGGAACGCGAUGGCAUUGAUACAGCGUCCAGCAAACAGCAGCAGCAGCAGCAGCGUUUUCCACCCUUUGUACGUCAGUCCACCUUUCCCUCGAACACGAACGACCCGUUCCUAUUACAGAUCCAAUCCCAUUCUUCACCUUCUUCUUCGUCCCUGUCAACGCAGCCUUUGCAGUCUCAGCAGCAGCAGCAGCAACAGCAGCAAUCGGUUCUACCGACCGUUGGGCAGCAGCGUCAACUGCCCACCUCGCCGAACCGGUUAGUGUUUAACAAAUCUCCCGACAGCGGUACCGAGUCGGGACCGGGGGCGAGUGAAAGCAGCGGCACUAGCCCGCACCAGGUUGGCAGUCGGGCGGGUGCACGCAAUUACACAAUGACCCGGCAGGCGACACUACCCAAUCCUGAGCAGCACAUGAAACUGCUUCCCACAUCCCCUCCCAAAAAGCAACUGUCACCGCACAGCAUCAAACGAUCUCCCGACUUUGCACGCCAAAACACGCUUCCAGCCUCGCAGCAGCAGCCGCCACCGCAGCAGCCGGUUGCGGGGCCACAAUCGGCACCCGUGCUCAUGCCCAUGCCGUUGGCCGCCUCGUCCUGCUCCUCGCUCGUCGGUUCAGACGGCACGGGGACGGCACCGGCGGUCGCGAUGAACUCACUGUCGGUGCACCAGCACGGACCUAAAUUUAUGCCCAUCUCGCCGCGUCAGAAGGCAUCCUUUCUUUUUCCCCAACCUGCCGCACCUACACCACGUCCCUUUCACUCACAGCAGCACUUCCCGACGCACUUGAACACCUCGCCCUCGGCAUCGGCCGUCAGUAGCGGUGUGCCCGGUACGGGUACGGUACCCGGUAUAGGCGUUAGCCAUUCGUCCUCGACCACCCUCUCGUCGGCGGUCACGUCGAAGAUGAUUAAGGUACGGAGCCACAGCAACGAGGAGUACACCAUGACACCGGCCACCCGGGCCGGUCUGGGGAUGGGCACGGUAAGCGAAGGGCGCCGUAUGCUACCAGAGAUACCGACCGGUGGUGGCACCGGCCCGGGCGGUAGCCGUUCCCCGAGACUGAAAACGUUUGCCGAAGCGAAACAAACGAUGGCGGAGGACAUGAUGGGCUACGAGCUGUACGGCAGCGGUGGACAACACUCGGCUGCGAUCGGUUACGACGAGUUUUACGACGAGGAUCAAGAGUUUUCGCUGGACCCAACUGAGACCGGUGUACGAUAUCAGGAUGGUGAUCAGGAUGCGCGAGGAAAUGAACAGUUCAACCUACAUCAGAUACAACAGCAGCAGCAGCAGCAACAGCAACAAAGGCUACCAUGCGUGCCGAACGAUUCCAGUCCGGAUUCGGGUGGUGGAACACAGCAAGGCGUUGGCUAUGGACUUGCCAACCGGAAGGAUCGGUUGCGAUCGCGUCGAAAAUCGCGCGAUAUAUACGACCAGCAGGACGAGAUGAGCGGCACCGGCAUGGUCGAUAUGUCCGAGGGUGUCAGUGGCACUGUUGUAGCUACCACUGAACCAGUCAAGCGAAAACCGGAAACGAUGCGCUCAAUCUCGGAAGAAGCUCCCGCUGCAAAACCACCGAAACCGGUCACCAGACGUUCGCUGUCCCAUCCAGAAAAGGAUACGCAGGUGUAUAGUUCGAAAAAAUUAGAUUCGACCAAAAUACCUUCACCCAAACCGUUAACGGAACUGCAAGAUCGCCAGCAUAAACCAUCCACCGCGAUCGGAUCGUCAACAUCGCCGCGCAGUAGAAAGAAUAUAAAGUCAUUCGACUGUGGCACAGUUGGUAUGAAAUCAUCUAACCUUCAACCGGGCGGUUACACGCAGUACCACACACCGUCAGACGGAAGCGGAGGACCAUCUUCGGUCUCACCGGGGAUCGUGACGGAAUCGAGCAUCAGUAGCAAUACGCGUACCAGCGGUUACGGUGGAUCAGCUACAACGCUCGCUGGAAACAUCCCCGGUGCACCCACCAGUACCGGUGGUGGUGGAGCGAUUGGUGGCUUCCAGUCAUUCGGCCAACGGAAGAUAUCGGCUUUUCAACAAAUUCUCCAGCGCCAACGCUUGCAGAAACGUGACUCGAAGAGCCUUGACAUUGUGGCCUCCAAGCUGAUGGAGGAAAAGUAUGGAAGCCAUGGGCAUGAUGUGGACGUAUCGAAAUCUUUGGACGACGGUAUCUUCUCGGAAAGUGCCGGUCACCAAUCGGACGAUAAUAGCAGCGAUGAACAUAUCAAUCUCACGUAUAAACCAUCAUCGAAGGAUAACAAAACCACACUGGGCGAGGCGGAAAUUCAGAAUGCUGUUGAGGCGGCGGCCGUGAUCUUUAAGAAGGUAGUGCUGCAGCGCCGCGAGGAGAACAAAUGCAAAUCAUCCAAUGCCAACCAUGAGUGUCACAGCAGUGCGGAUGGAUUGACGGACGAAUCGGCCACCCUUGGAGGAUAUUCGUCGUCGGAAACGGAAGCAGCGGCAGGACGGAUGCAAUCCUUCGGUCAGGGUCAAGUCCGCUCCAGGGUAAUGCCAUCGGAUUACGAAGAGUACCGGUUGGUGUUCUUCAGUUCCGACUCAUCGAGCAAGGAGGAAGAAUAUGACAGCAGCUCUACCUCGUCCUCGACCGCGGUGCGGCACGCAAAGCGCCACCGCUACAGCACAAAUGCCGCUUCGCUCGACGAGUGCGAUUGGGAUUACUUCGAGCCGGACAUGAUGCCGGGAGCGGAUGAAACGAAGAGUGCCUUUUUCUACGAAAUGCUUGCAAUGGCAACGGCAACCGCGAAAUGUGUUGGUUCCGCUCACAGCCAGUGCAAAAACACAACCAGUGCGUCGAAGGUGAACAGUGCUAGUGGUGGCCGGAAGCUGGACAAUCGUGCAGAACCAUCGUUCUGUCACUGUGAGUGUUGCAAUCGUCGACAGAUGCAGUACGUACCGAUACCGGUCCCGGUGCCCGUGCCCGUGCCAAUUGCGGCCUUCCAAAGCUGGCUGUACGAACAGCAGCAGCAGCUGUUGCUCAUGCACGGUACAACCGAUACGGCAGAGGGCACCGGUACGAACACAUCGGACUAUGCACUGCGAUCGGAUUUGGUGCAGCAACUGUGGAAAAAGUUUGCGGACAGUAGUGAAACAAGUGUACGGUGCGGUGCAACAGAACCGGAAACGACGGCACCGCCCGGUGGUAACAGGAAGGUUCCGACCCAUCCGAAAUGUGCGUGCCGGUUUGGUGGUAGUGCGCGCCGUGAUUUGGGGGAGACCUGUGCAACAUCCGAAAGCCACGACAGCAGCGAUAACGAGCGUAACGCCACGAAGGUCCGCACGUGCAAACAGCUGAACGUACGGCAACGGAGUGGCGUGGAAUCGGACCGUGCAUUCGGUACCGUGCGCAUUAGUGGUGGUUCCAGUGGUGCUGAAGCGACAACUACUGCACCGAGCGGCAGAGUGCAUCAUGUGCAAAAAGCAGCACCAUCGGCUACAACGCCACCACCGUACGGUGUAAUGCGUCGCGCUAGUGUUGGUGAUGGUGGUGUAAGUGAUAGCUGUUGUUCGUUGACUUCAUCCGAUCGUGACGAGGUCGGUUCGUCGUCUGCGGUCGCGCUAGCCACUGCACUACAACUGGUACAGCGCGGCGAUGGUGUUGUACCACCACUACGCACAGGUGAGUUCCCGCUGGCCGUUCCGGUUACGACGAACGCAGCCAACGAUAGCGUUACAACGGCAGCAACGUUGGCGAAGCCCAUUCAAGCGCAAGAUAAUAUCGUCACUGGCGAGCAGACGAAGACGGCAAAUGGUCGUGCACGCGAGAUUACGCCGGACAGUAAUGUACGUGCGAGUGUUGCGGCAACAUCGCCAUUGUUGGUUGCCACCGACCAGGCAGGGCUAGAUACGGUGACGAUGGACGGUCAGCGGUUGUUGUGCAGUGGCACCAACGACGACGGUACUGGCACAGCAGGAUCGUCGCAAAAUAACAACGAUAUCGAUUUACGAGCAUCAACGCAACAACCACAGCAACAGCAACGACAAGAAGCUUUACCGAGCGAUACGGAUGGUAAUGGUAACAGUGAUAAUAAGGGCACCGAUGUCGAUAACAAAACCGCGAACGACCACGCCAUUACGUAUCCGGUUGGUGGAACUGUGGUGAAAGCAAUGGAGCCAAACCAACAGCCUCCCGGUGGUGGGCGGGCAGCAUCUGGUUCCCAACAGGGCCCAGGUGGCAGUGGUGAAAUGCGGAAUAGUUCUAAAAUUAGGCCGGACAGUGUAGACGAACAGGAUGGUUACCUGCAGUACGAGUUGCUGUACCACCUGGCACAGACGGGUGGCCGAUCGUCCCCGUCAUCGUCGAGUGCAUCGUCGAGUGAGGCGGAAAAUGCUGCCCCAGUCGAUCAACAGCAGCAGGGCCGGAAACCCAAGGUUGGAAAGUAUUCGUUCCAUUUGACCGGGAGCAGCGGUGGCAAUAGCUCGUACAGUUCGUCCCACUCGUCCGCAUCGUCGCUGCAGGAAAAGUGCAGUUCUGACUCGGAUAGCGAUGGCGAGGUGGAAGACUAUUUCGAUCGUGAUCGAGAACAGGACGAUGAUGAUGAUGGUUGUUGCUUUGAUGGUGAGGAUGAUGAUGACGAUGAGGAGGAGGGGGAUGAAAGGUGUCCCCACGGUGCGAGAAGCAACCGUAAGCGGUUCAAUGCUGUGAUGGUGAUCAAUCCCGGACCUGGUAGCGAUGGCGAAGGGCCAAGCGACAGUGACAGUAGCGACAAUCAAUCGAUAAGAACCGAGGGAGAGCAUAGUUGCUACGGUGAGGUAGCAGGUUUGGAUCCCCCCAUCGGUGGAUACGGCGACGACGGUGACGGUGCUGAUGGUGAGGGUGGCGUUGUGGUGCUAAAGCGAGUGAAAAACAUAUCCGAUUGCGAGGAGACAGAGGGAGGCAACGUACAGCGGCCCAGCCCGUUGGACGAUAAAUUGGUUCGGAAUUGUGCGGAGGUGUCAAUCGAACAGCAGGCACACAAUAGCGGUUCGAUCGUAGGUAGUAGCCGACCACCGUUGGAUGUGCGGGUGCAGCAGACGGAUGUAACGGCGACGGUGGUAGAUCACCAGCGCAGUGUGCAAUGCACGGCAUCGACGGGGGGAAGCCGCAAAAGCGGUGAAACUGACAGCAGCAGCCCACUGCCGUACGGCGAACCAGCCUGUUGUGCGAAUGUUGGUGAAUCGAACACAUACCAGCAGCGGCCGCAGCUAGAAGAGAAAGGUACCGUUUCUUGUCCUGCACCCGAAGCGAGUGGCUGUGCGCUCGAUGCAGACUGCCAGCCGCAGGCGCACCGUCUGCAGCGGUACGGCAGCAUAAAAGUGGAGGAGAAACCACAACACGACGACGGCGAACACCACCACCAGCAAACCGUGCUGCUGCCGUACGCAGGUAAUAGCAUUAACAGCCGCGUUACAGGUGUGUAUCGCGUGCGUACACCAACACCAGCAGAGGGCGCGAAUGCGGCCACUUGCGUCAGUAGCGCGACGGGCGUGUGUGUUAGUGGCGCCACGGCUACGCACACGGAAUCGGUAGCUUUGGGCGACAUAAGAUCGCCCCAUACGGUGGAGACAGUGCCCAGCAGCAGUUCGACAGCCACUAUUGGUGGUAGCAGCAGGUACAAGAGCCUUGUUAUGAUCACGGAUGACACUUCCGAGACGAGGGACGAUACGAGCAGCAGCGAAAGCAAAAGCAACAGCGAACAACCAAACGGUUCGUGCAUUCCCAGUGACGGUGUUGUGUCGAACGAAGUUCAGGUAAACGUUGCAAGUUCCUCCCCCACAACAACCACGGCUACGAGGUCGAAAACGGUACCCAGCGGUGUAGACGAUAUUGUUUGUGUUUCGUCCGAUCACGACGACGAUGAGAUCACGGUGAGAGCACAUAUCCAGCAUUCUGCUUUGGCAAGUGAGGAUCGUUAUGCUGUAGCAGAAACACUUUGCUCAUUACAAAGUCUGCCAGAAUGUCUGCCAGGGCAGAGUCAAACGGGUAGUGCCAGUGGUGUUGGGUCGCACCAUCACGAACACACGGGCAGCGUAACACCACCGACGACUGUUGAGUUGGUGCGUAGUGAUGCUGGUGCUGACGGUGAUCGAAAGAGUUCAACGGAGGUGUACGAAAAAAACCCGCCACUGGACGGGGUGGGAACGCUGACGGAACACGCUUGUAAUUCCCGGUCGCCCUUGGUGCACUGUGCAGCACCCGUCAUGGAUGAGGAACGUUACCGUGGUGAGAACGUGCGAGUGAACAGUGGCGAUCGUAGCGGCAGUGAUUGUGAUGCUUUUGGCCAGCAAAUGUCGAACGCUGCACGGCUGGUUGGUGUGUCCGAUGGUGGCAGUGCUGAUGGGGUCGGUGAAACUCAGCCACAGCAGUGUGAUCAUGUUCCCAAGCGGGCCGAUGGCAAUUCGGUGCAACGCGCGCGACUCGAUUCAGCGGACGAGACGAAUCUGGUGUACGGCAGCGAAAUGGAACGUUACGUCGAUGAUGCCCAUGGGGAUGGUGACGGAGGUGUUGAUGGUGAUGGUGGUGGCAUGCAAACCCGAAACGGUAACGUGACGGCGAACGAAAAUGUUACGGUGUCGACCGGAUCGAGCACACUGUCGGCGGUAAUUUGUUUGGAGGAUGGUCUGGCCGAUGACGAUUCGUGGGUGGAAGAAAUCAGCCAGGACGAGGAAGAGUUCGCAACGACCACGGCGACCGAUUCGGAUUUGGAAGAUUCCAGCGAGGAAAUGUCAUUUUCGAACGAUCGCGAGGAAGAACUGCGCGGUUACAAUCGGACGGCGAUCGACUUUACGCUCCACACGAUCGUGGAGGAAAGCUGUGAGGAUAGUGAAAUAGAGUCGCGCGGAUCGGACGUGCUGGGACGCAGGCGGGGUCGCCGUGGUGGACGCGGUGAUCAUGGGUCUGAAGUUGGUCACGAUGGGGACGAUGAGCCACGGGACGGUGCCCAUCGGCUGUCAGCGUCCGAGUUGGAGAAGUAUUUCUUCUACGGUCUCGGUGGAGAGAUCGGAACCAGCAGCAAAGUCGGUGGAACGUUCGGUGAUUCGGAAGGUUUUGGCGGCUCGAGAUAUGGAGGCGGCAUGCAUGAUGGGGAGAGUGAACUGUCGGAAGAAAGCAGCUCGCUCUGUAGCGAUGGGCACGAUUCGCUCGGCAGCGGUACCGCCUCGGGCAGUGCUUCGGCGGCACGUUUGUCCGGUGCCUCGAUGGAGAGCCACGAUCGAGACCACGAGGACAAUGGGACGGAUUCGGUGGCGGAUUUGGCUUCGUCGCGAUUGGAAAAAUAUUUCCUCACCGGCUUCCUUGGAUACAACAGCACGGAUCGGGGGAGCGCUGGAGGUGGAAAUGGCGGUGCUGGUGGUGGGAACGUAUCGGACGGUAGUGGUGGUAGUGUUGGAAGCGACAGUGAGGGUCACGCGAGUCCGGAACAGCGUCGGAAGCGGCUUGUACGGGCACGAGGAGCCACAAGAUCCCACAGUUCGCUGGAUAAUUUGCUGUUGGCCGGAAAGGAUGCGGAACAUAAUCACGAGUCGAUCGGAUCGAACGUUAGCCAAUCGGCAGGCUCAUCGUACGAUACGGCCGGUAUGAUUGGCGGCGGUUCUGGUUCCGGAGGUGGUCCCGUAGGAGGAGGUAGUGCCGAUGUGGAUCAUUCUUCCGAAACGGAUACCUGCGACGAAUCAUCCGCGUUGUAUUCGCACCAAGAUCGACCGGAAUCAUCGCCGUACGAUACGAUGGGAAAGCGAAAAAAGAAGUUUAUGACCAAAAAAAUGGAUGUUGCACUAGCUCGUGCCGAGCAGCAGCAACACCACGGCGUGAUGGGUGACACUGGUCCCGGUGGGGUUUGCUCCGAGUCGGAAGACAGUCGAAAUACACCGUUGCACUCAACUCCGCUCGAUGUGGCCAGUGGACGAGAGGCGGGAGUUGUGCAUAGUGCGAUCAGUCCUUCGCUCCAUUCCGUAGGGAUAGAGAAUUCGCGAAAGCAAACCAGUCGAGAUAGUGGAUUUAUUGGCAGUAAUGAUGAUCUGCUGAAGGAGGAUCAAACGGUAGCCUCCUCAUCGAAAGCAAUUCCCGCCUCAAAGGUGGAAGCAAUACUGGAAGAAAACAAGAACGAUGUGAAGGAGGGUGGUGACGCGGGGUUCUCGGCAGAGGUACAACAGCUCCCUUCCCACAACGCAUACCGAUUGCCGAUUUCGCCCGGUUCCUCUAGCAGCAUGCCAAAAAGCAGCACACAAGGCACGAGCAUGGUAAACUUGGUGCGAAAGGAUAGUUUCAACAACUGGAGCUCCGACGAGGAAACCAACCUGAUGAUGUCCAAGAUGCGACAGUUCUUCAAAUCGCUUGUGGCCGCCUCGGCCAACACGAGAAAGUUACCGAACUCGAGCAGUUCUACGCCGGGCGUCAGUGGGUCGAACACACCGCAGCAGGGUGGCAGUACGCCGGUUGCACGCCCGAGAGGGAUGCGCACGAAACCGCCCCAGCUUGUGUACUUCGAGAAUGAGCUGACGCGUCUGAUGAAAACCGUACCGGGCAUCAGGGACGAGCAGGUGCGCGAAAUCGUCGAGUACCUGAGCAGCGAAGACACGUGGUCGGAUUCGUACGAUUCUUCCGAUUACACCAGCUCCGAUCUGGAGGGCACCGCAGCGGCCGUUGCGGAUGGAAAUCCGUUUGGGUUGCAGGAAGAAAUUUCGGCCAGCUGUCGACAGAUCAUCAACAAGUUCGAUAGCAGCGUUAGGAAGGAUGAGGAAGGUGAUAUCGGCGACGGUGGCUUGGUGGCUUUGGCCAUGUCGGAGAAGGAAGAAUCACCGCUGGUGGCACAUCAUCGCCAGCAUCAUCCGCAGCAGCAACAGCAGCCACCUUAUCACCAGACGCCACUGAGCAAAGAAACAGCGUUCGUGUACCAGCGUUUGGUAGCGUCUCUGUCGAAGGUCGUCGUUUCGAACGAGCCGCCAAGUAAGGAAAGCAAGAAGGAUCCACCGGCAGAUGCGCAAUCAAAUGGUUCGGGCAAUGGUGUAACAUCGAGUGCGAAUAGUUCUUCGUCGCCACCACUGAUAGCAAAGGUAAUGCACCAUAUCGGUAGCCGGUUGGUGGCACUGAUGCACGAGGUAAGCAGUGGGGAAUCGCACGCGAGCGUAUCUCCCAAGCAGCAUCGCAUAGGUAUCCACCGGAAGUCUGGACAAACGAUGGCGAGUAACGUCGGUGGUGGUGUUGGGAUCGGUGCAGGCAUCGGUAAUACGUCGGCAGGCAUUGGCAGUAUGGCAGGACAUCAUCACCAUCAUCAUCACCAUCACCAUCAUCAGAUUAUUUCCGCAACUACAACGGAGGACGAUGAGGAUAGCAGUACGUCGGAGAGUAAUGAUCGGCAGCUACCACACCACUAUCACCAUCAUAGAACGAGGAUAGGAGUUGGUGGACCAACAGCACCCGGCGCUACAGCUGCAGGCGGACAACAGGAGGAGGAAGAGGAGAUAGGAACGAUCGAGGGAGGCGCAUCGGUAUCGUCGUCUUCCUACGCUAUGCUACUGCCUCGAAGUAAAAGUCACGACCUUUUGCUAAGCGAUCAGCGAUCGCAAGGAAACUAUCAAUAUCAUUCCGGGACCGGGAGCGAUAUGGUGGGUGAGGAACGCGGAGAGGCCAGUGACUACGAGCGGUUCUCCUGGCGCGGAAGUUUCGAAUCGGCUCUCCUUGCCAACGGAGACUCUCGCACGAAGCUCUCCAUGUUGGACAAUUCUUCGUCUUCCAAAUCGAUUCUGGUGGCAAAGCGCAGAUCGGCUGGUGAUCUACUGUUUAACAAUCAAAACUUAAGCCAGGAACAGCUGGAUCGUGUACGCAGCUGUGGCAGCAUCGGUGGUGAUAGGGAAGAGUUCGAAUCGUCCAAGCUGUGGGAAGCGAAACAGCAGCAACCGCACCAGUACCAGCAAAAUCAACCGUACCAUACGUCACAGCAACCGCACCAGCAGUUGCUGCAACACCACCAACAUUAUGCGCCAAGCUCGACGGCAGGCAGUCGGCGCCGGUUAUCCAGCGUGGCGGCUGACGAGGAGGAUACAGAUUCGGACGAAGGGGUACUGAAGGGAGGUGGCAAUCGUUUGGUCCUAGCUUCGCGAUCUACGCUUCCGCGCAGCUUGCAGAACACGAUGACCAGCGGUACGACUAACUCACUGCCCCGGCUACCGACAUCGAACCUGCAGACCAUCAUGCAAUCGGUAGCAUCAUCGUCUUCCGUCUCCUCCUCCUCGGGAACGUCCGGUUCGCUAGCGGUCAGUUCUUCGACGAAACCUUCGUCAGGGGCAGUAGUGGCAAGCGGGGGCAUGGGCCAGAAGUCGCAAAGUGUGUACCAUUUCUUGCAGAACAAUGUGAAAAGUGCGCGCUAUCGUGCGCCGGGCUUCAAUCGCCCACCGUCAGCACCUAAGCGGGCCAUGUCUGCACCCGGCCUACAGCCACCGUAUCCGCGACGCGAGCGUCGCAAUCGCUUGCAACAGUUGUCGAACGGUAAGUUUGGCAACAGUCCGGAUUUGACGGGAUCAACAAGCGCACUCGGUGGGGAAGAUGAUCCAAAUGGAAGCAGCACACGGGCGGCCCCGAGCGACACGUACGAUCGGCAAACGGAUGGCGCAGCUUCCAACGGUAUGCAGCAUAAGGGCGGCAGUAUGGUAUCGUCGCCCGUCGGUUCGGCCGGCGGUACCAGCGACAAUUGGCCAUCGCAAUCCGAUGAAGAUAUCGACCGUUUGGUGGCACUGCAUCAAAACCGUGCCAGCCUCAGCUCUCUAGGUGUGCGAUCGGACUCGAUGGCGAGUGUUUACUCGGGCGCCGGUGAAGGUCGCUACGGUACUGUUACGGUUCGCGGACAGAUCGAAUUCGGUAUGCAGUACAAUUAUAAGCAGGGCGCACUAGAGAUACACGUGAAGCAGUGCAAAGAUUUGGCGGCAGUCGAUACGAAACGGAAUCGGAGCGAUCCGUACGUAAAGGUAUAUCUUCUACCGGACAAAUCGAAGAGUGGCAAGCGAAAGACAAAGGUAAAGAAGCACACGCUGAAUCCGGUAUUCGACGAGGUGCUUCGGUUUCACAUGAGCUUGAACAGCCUGCAAACACGCACGAUCUGGAUAACCGUUUGGCAUUCCGAUAUGUUUGGAAGGAAUGAUUUUCUCGGCGAAGUCAUGAUGGGUCUGCAGGAUAAAGUGUUUGACAAUCCCCAACCUCAGUGGUAUCAGCUUCAGGAACGGAGCGAACCAUUUGAAGAUUUAUCAGCGUAUAAAGGCGAUAUCAUUGUCGGUCUAAAAUAUGUCUCGGCUGAUGCAGACAGUGGUGGUAUCAUUGGCGGUGGCAGCGGUGUUAUUGGCGGUAGUGGUGGAUCAUCGGGCAGCGGGUUUGGAACGCUUAAUCUGAGAAAGUUCAGUACUCGCUCGCUAACGUCCACCACAUCGUCCACCUUUUCCGGGCAUAGCAAGGGCGCCUUGCACGUAUUGGUAAAGGAAGCGAAACACUUGCAACCGAUUAAGUCCAACGGUACCUGUGACGCUUUCUGCAAAAGUUAUUUACUACCGGAUAAGAAUCGAAGCUCAAAACAAAAAACGCCUGUUAUAAAACGAACCAACUCUCCGGUGUGGAAUUACACGUUCGUGUACGAAGAUGUCUCACUGGCAGAGUUGUCCGAACGCGCACUGGAGCUAACAAUAUGGGAUCACGAUCGACUGGCUAGUAACGAAUUUUUGGGUGGUGUUCGUUUUUCGCUCGGAAACGGCAAACACAAUGGCAGGGCUGUCGAGUGGAUGGAUUCUACCGGCAAAGAGCUUUCGCUGUGGCAGAAUAUGAUCAAUCGGCCCAACUUUUGGGUCGAAGGGGCCCUGGUUUUGCGGCCGUCCCUGGAAAAUGCAAAAUUUUCCACAUAAUUUUCAGAACCCCCCGUAGAA
Molecule: messenger RNA, 13035 nt
Organism: Anopheles marshallii
Lineage: Eukaryota; Metazoa; Arthropoda; Insecta; Diptera; Culicidae
Exons: 12
Coding region: 1-13014 (4337 amino acids)
Biological process (GO): exocytosis
Cellular component (GO): plasma membrane; exocytic vesicle
Molecular function (GO): neurexin family protein binding
Source: RefSeq, a predicted model, not a curated record